This is a messenger RNA of Epinephelus lanceolatus (giant grouper), 2200 nucleotides long. The record is from RefSeq and is a predicted model, not a curated record. NCBI's taxonomy places the organism in Eukaryota, Metazoa, Chordata, Actinopteri, Perciformes, Serranidae.
UUCAUGGAUCUCUGAAGAGACUUACUUACCAAGAAUUUUCUAUCUGUGAGAUAGGAAGUGAACCACUUAAGAACAGUGCCAGAGAGGCUGACCAGCUGUUGGAGUCUGUUUAAAAGAACAGGGUGUUGGAGGCAGCGCUUAGAUCCAGUAGCACCAGGACUGAUAACUUGUGUGAGUCCAAGUUACACCUGAGAUCAUUAACGAUCUUCAGCAGGGCUGUCUCUGUACUGUGAUUCUUCCUAAAUCCAGAUUGGUAUUUAUCAAAGAUGUUGUUAUUAUUUACAAAAAUUAUUAAGCUGAAUAAAAACAGUUUUCUCUAAAAUUUUACUUAAAAAUGGUAAGUUGGAUACCGGUCUGUAGUUGUUAAGAACAUUAGGAUCUAAAUUGUUCUUCUUCAAAAGGGGUCUCACCACUGCUGUUUUAAAGGCAUUGGGGAAAGCACCCAUUUGAAGAGAAGAAUUCACAAUGUUUAAAAGCUCAUCUUCGAAGAAUCCAUAAAAUGUUUUAAAAAGUGAUGUAGGAAUUGGGUCUAAAAGACAGGUUGUUGGUUUCACUUGGAAGAAAACUCUACCAAGUGUCUCAGGAUCAACCAGGACAAAACUGUCCAGUGCUUCCUCAGAUAAAAACAAGCAUUCAGAUGUGUUAAGAACUGUAUUUUGAUGGGAUAAAAUAUCAGAUCUGAUGCCAUCAACUUUACCAAGUGGGCUGCAAAGUCUUCACAAAGGGAAUCUGUGCUUGGAACUUGUUAAAAUCAGGGUUGAUUAAAAAGUCGAUGGUGGAGAAGAGGACUCUGGGAUUAUUUUCAUGAUUACUGAUUAUACUGGCAAAGUAAGUGUUUCUUGCUUGUCUGAGUGCAUUAUUGUAAAUUUUAAGUUGCUCACGGAAUAUUUGGUGGUUAACUGUUAAUUUGUUUUUCCUCCAUCUCCUUUCUGCUAUCCUGCAAUUUCUUUUCAGUUUUUUGAUUUCUUCAUUUCUCCAUGGGGUAAUAUGACUGUCUUGUACCAGCUUUGUUUUUAGUGGAGCGACUGAAUCAAGACUUGACUUUAGUUUACUGUUAAAAUCUUCAACAAUAAAAUUGCAGGAAGCAGGUAAAAUAACUGGAGGACAUUUAUCUAAAACUUCAAUAAAAUUUGCAGCCACUUCAGAGGUAAGAUAUUGCUUCCUCACAGUUCGCACCGAGGUCUCCCGCUGAAUAAAACCGGUGAUAUUGAAAAACACACAAUAAUGGUCAGACACAGCCAAGUCAACAACAGAGGACACACUAGUGUUACAAGCUGUGGGUGAUGAUGAGAUCCAGAGUGUGUCCUCUGUUGUGACCCUCAUCACGUUAGCUUUGGGUCAUGGCUUCAACCUUAAAAGAUUAAAAGAUUUAUGGUUGACUCAAGUCAGACUGUUUUCUCCCUCACUACUGGGUCAGUGUUUAAGAGUUUGUGUUUGUCAGACCUGAUGAAAAGAAACUGGCUGAAAAGCUAAAAUAUUGAGUGUGUUUCUGUCUGCAGGGAUCCCCCAGAUGAUGAUAAUCACCAAAAUUGAUGAGGCCUGUCCUGAAACUGAGAAGACCCUGAGGAAUGUGUACAUGAGCAAGCACGUGAAGCAGAAGAUGAAAGACUUCAGCUCAGCCGUGGGAAUCCCAAUGAACUGCAUCUUUCCUGUGAAGAACUACAGUGAUGAAAUCGAGAUCAACGAUGAUGUUGACACCCUGAUCCUGAGCGCACUGAGAAAAAUGAUCGACUUUGGAGACGACUUCAUUGACAAAAUAGAAGAAACGAAAGAGGAAAAAUAAAUCAGAAUAUAAUGCAGUGGGGCUCCUGGGCAUCUUGUAUUGCUUUGAAAUAUUUACUCUCCUAUAGAUCAGCUUCAUUUAAUGUUAUCUCUGCUGAGUCAACACACAUGUGGACACAAUUUACUCCUCAGUCCUCCUUAGUGACUUUUUUUUGUAAGUAACAUCUUUGAAUGAGCAUGUGGAGCCUCAUGUCAGUUUAUCAAUCCCUGGACUUUAAGAGCUCAUACAUGUUGUCAUGUUCACAGAGGAAAAGUGGGAAACUUGGAUAAGGAGAAAAUGUCUUAUUCAAUACACAGAGCUGAUCCGUCAGAGUUCUGUCAACUUACCAUCACAGUUUUAUCAAAGUGUCAUCAGUGUUCUAUUAAAAGUUCUGUGAGAUUUUGGUCAAAAUAAAGUUUUCUCAGAGUUCUGUCGUCA